UGCGUGCCGUGUGUAUGACACGAUUGGCAUGGAGCGUUGCGUGGACUCUACUUAAAACCCACCUUCAAGAGGUACUGUGAAAAUUAUAAAGGCAAUGUUUUGAACCUCUGGCUUGUCCAGGAUCUGUAGGUGGGGGAGGUGAUGCAGAGGCUGUGGGCUCCAGUCACCCUGCAGCGGGUUGUCCUGCUGCGCUCCGCAUACCUGGGUCACACCUGGAAUGCGUGUGAGCUUCCUGUGUCCAUCCAGAACUUGCGCUGCUUCAGAUGUACUUCUAUCAUUUGGACAAAGGAGAGCUACAAAACAUCCGCUGAGGAAGAUACUCCAUUAAACCCUCCACAGAGUCUUGCAGGGACUGAGGGUCUUUAUAAGGCUGAUACAGGGUCUGGAUCAGAGGCUGCCCCUCAGAAUAAGGGUGAUAGUGAUCCUCUGCAGGACAAAUCUAUCGGGCUCUUCCAGAGAUUUAAAAAGACGUUUAAACAAUAUGGAAAAGUUAUGGUGCCUGUACAUAUUGUUACGUCUACAGUAUGGUUUGGGAGCUUCUAUUAUGCUGCAAUGAAAGGGGUGAACGUAAUCCCGUUUCUGGAGUUCAUUGGUUUACCGGACUGGAUGGUGGGAAUUUUGCGAGAUUCCCAGGGUGGCUAUGCACUCACAGCAUAUGCAAUGUAUAAGCUCGCUACACCUGCCCGAUACACUGUUACAAUGGGUGGCACGUCCCUAUCUGUACAGUGCCUCCGCAAACACGGAUACCUCUCCACCCCUCCACCUGUUAAAGAGUACCUGCAAGACAAAAUGGAAGAGACCAGGGAACGACUGACUGAAAAGAUGGAGGAGACAAAAGAGAGGUUUUCUGAGAAAAUGGAAGAAACCAAAGAACUGCUCUCUGGACGAAUGGAGGAAACAAAAGAACGCCUCUCUGAGACUAAAGACAAAUUUUCGGAGAAACUGCAAGAGACUAAAGAUAAAAUGUCUUUGCGAAAGAAACAGGAGUAGACUGAUGGCUGCAUGGUUUGCUGUGAAUGAACAAAUCACACUGUCUACUGUUAGAGAAGAAUCCUAACUAAACUCAUGAGCAUAGAGGAAUUUUUUACAUAAAGAAUUUCACAACAAAGUUAUCUCUGUCACAAGGGGUUUUGAGUUUUCUUAUAUUGGACUUGUGGAACUCCUAAUGGACUUUUUCAUGUACUUGAAUCAGCAAGUUUAAUGCUGGAGGGAAACAAACUUGAAAUUGCUAGAAACACUAGAAUUAUUUAGCAUAUUAAGCCAAAAUCAAAUUUGUUUUAAGAUAAAGUUUGGAAAGUAUUUUUGAUAGCCAAUUGAUAAUUGAAUAUUUAAUUACUUUAAUUAGUUUUUGUUUGCAUCAGGUAAAGUAUGUAUGUGUCUUUGAAUUCUUGUCCAUAAUGCCUGUGCAGUAUUCUGGACUGAUCGUCCCAUUUAAUGAUGAAUUGCACUAGGUGUCUAAAAAUCUGAAUUGUUUAAAAGGUCAGUGGGAAAUAGAAUGAUAAAGAAAUUCUGUCAUUUAGAAGUAACAGAAUCUGUUUGCUUGUAUCAAAAAUAACAUGAUUCUGCCACAAUAUUUACAAGAGUUAAUUAAAAAUGUAUUUAAUUUGUUCAAAUUACAAAUGCACAUCAAAUCUUUCUAUUUAUUAAAAACCAAAAGGUUCUCAAUAUACAACACAACAGGAAUUGGUAGUUUUUAGUUUAUUAGUUUUAGCUGCAGUUGGACAACAGCAGAAGUACAAGCAUAAACGUUUGACUAUAACGGUGAUUAGAGCAAAAUGUUUUGAUAACUUUUGUUCUGAAAAAGAGCAUUGCAUGAGAGGCCUUAUGCUUGAAACUUAUUAGUCACACCACAAUGGUUUAUUCAUGUGUGUGUGUGUGUAUAUAUAUAUAUAUAUAUAUAUAUAUAUAUAUAUAUAUAUAUAUACACACACAUACACACAACAGUUUUAAAGUGUGAAUAUGUAUGUGUGCUUGGUGUAUAUAAAAGGUCCACACAUGUGAACAUACAAAGUAACAUCAGUCAGGGAAAUUUGUAUUUAAAAAAUGUAAAAGGUCUGUGAUAUUGUGUUGCUCUAGUUCAGAAGCAGUUUUCACAGACACCUGAUAAGCAUCAGGGUAACACAAUUAUGGAUCUUUUCAGUUAUUGUUGUAGUCCUCGCUUGUGCAGGAGAAAAAAAGCUUUUUGUUGCUUUGACAAGCAUCUCGGUACUGUUAGUCAGGUGCUUGCAAAAUGCCAUUGCUAUAUACAUUAUCUUCAGGUAUAUAAGUAUAGACAUGCGAAUACAAGCUGCUGUACAGUGGAGCACCAGCACAUAAAUAUUUACAAUUAAAAUCUCUAUAUAUUUGUUUUGCUCCUAUACACCACAUACACAAUGUCUGAAAUAUAAAACAAAAAUAAGAAUGUUAAAACUACUCAUCACUCAUUUGGUUCAUUAUUAAACUUUGCAAAGACAGGAAGCACAAUACAGGGUUUCAUGAAAAAACAUGUACAUAAUUGGCACGCUGGUGAAUAAACUGGUGAAAUCCAAAAUGUUUUAAUUCUGCAAGACUGUCAUUAAAACCCCUCAGUGUUUCUGUCUGCGAGUGGGAAUCUGUCACUAAUUGAUUAGUUUCCAUGGACUGUGGAUUCCAGUGUAUAACUUGAAGGUUAUGGUGAUUUUUUUAAUUUUGUAUUAAGGGAUAUUCAAAUGAAUAAAAUCCUUUGUGUUUGCGCCUCUUGUGGUUGGGGCAGUGAUUAAAGCAACAUUCGUACUGUGGCAUGUUACUUAAAAAUGUAAGUAAUGCUCUGUAGUUUAGUAUUUUCAUAAUUAAGGAUAUUUCUGAUAGCAUUUCUUUUACACACACACACAAACACACACACACACAAAAAAGCACAUUUUAAAUGUAAGCAUUUACAAAUCCGUUGCAACUGCAGUGUUAAAAUCUUUAUAUUGACUAUAAAUUAUGUUACAUUAUUGACAAUGUCUUUUUUUCUGUGAUUUCUACCCAUUGGGUAGGAUAUGUGCAUACAGACUAAUGUUAUUUACAGCACCUUACAAAUAAAAGAGGAUAAAAAACAGAUUACACAGAAAAAAGCACCAUUGGAAGUGAGGCACAGCUAAGGUGGGAACUUUUAGAGUGCAAGUGGGUUCCUACAACACAAUCAAUAGGCACCAAUUCAGCUCACAAGUAACAUGCAAACUCCUUGAACAGAAGAAAUCAGACGAAAGAAAGCUCUUAAUUUGAGACACAAAUGAAAAACAGACAUAUCGUAGAAAACAUAGGGGAGUGUUUACCAGGAUGGGUGAUGGAAAGAAAUGCAAAAGAAAAAGUGCAGCAGAUGAAAAGCAGCAUUCCAGCAGCAACAUCAAAAGCAGGAGCAGAAAACUUACUAACGCAACUUUGAGCUCUGCAAGAUGAAGACAGGCAGUAAAAGAGACCAGACCAACAGGUGACAGAAAAAGGGUUCUAAAAUUGGAGGCAGUUCCAUAUGCAGUGACAUGCAUUGUGCUCUCGUUUUGCACUUUGUAUCCUUGCAAUUACUCUUUGUACUUUAAUGUACUCUUUGCAAUUAGUCUGAAAGAACAAAUUAUCGUCAAACUCAGCAAAGCUUUUAUAGUCGGUGCUUAAAAGACAAGGGCAUCUAAAUGAAUCUAGAAUUUAAUUUAUAGCUGAUCAGUUGGAAUUCUAGAAUCUAUCCUAGCCAUACUGCUUAGAUAAUAGGAUUUCCAUUUUAGUCAAGCAGCAGGGAUUCUAGAAUAGAAUCACUAUCCUAGCUGCUGGGAUUCUAGAAUUGGAACUUUAGCCAAACAACUGUCAUUCUUGAAUUCCAAAUCUAGCCUUGCUGCUGGGAUUAUAGAAUUCUGGAAUUUCAGCCAAGUAGCAGGGAUUCUAGAAUUGCAACUCUAUCCUAGUUGCUGGUAUUAUAGAAUUGGAACUCUAGCAAAGCAGCUGAGAAUCUAGAAUUCCAACUCUAGCCAAAUUGCUAGGAUUUGAGAAUUGCAACUCUAUUCUCAAAUUGCUUGGAUUUGAUAAUUGCAACUCUAUUUUAGCUGCUGGGAUUAUAGAACUGCAAUUUAAGACAAGCAGCAGGGGAUCUAGAAUUGGAACUCUAGCUAAGCAGCAGGGAUUCUAGAAUUGGAAUUCUAGCCAAUUCUAGAAUUCUUAAUUAUCAAGCAGAUGGGAUUCUAGAAUUUUGUAAUGUGUGUGUGUGUGUGUGUGUAUAUAUAUAUAUAUA
Molecule: messenger RNA, 4216 nt
Organism: Xyrauchen texanus (razorback sucker)
Lineage: Eukaryota; Metazoa; Chordata; Actinopteri; Cypriniformes; Catostomidae
Exons: 4
Coding region: 142-990 (282 amino acids)
Cellular component (GO): mitochondrion
Source: RefSeq, a predicted model, not a curated record